UUUAUGCGGCCGAUGUAGCAGAUGUUUCCUACAGCUCCUAGGGAGGGUGCAGGUAGGUAAAAGUGACGCGAUACAGCCAGAAUUAAAAAAAAAAUGGGAGAUGGGCUUCUCUGAAUUAUAGUGAAUUGAUUCUCGCAAAGGACGUUACACUUGCGGAACUGGUACGAAGCCCCUUCUCUUCCUAAAUGGGGUCGAUUGAAGAAAAGAACGGUCCUUUUUGCUAAAGCAUCAGAGGCCAAAACGAGCAUGCGCGGUUACUUGGGCAUGCGCAUAAACUAAGUAAAAGAUCAAAGAAGCCAUGGACAACCAGUAUAAUUCAAAUCACACCCCAACUUGCAAUGGAAUUUCAACUCAUGACAAAAAAAUCAGUUCUUUGGUGGCUGAAGAUCAUGGUCAGAGAAUCCUAACCAUUCUGCAAAGCUUCAGAGCUCAAAAUAUAUUUUUUGACUUUAAAAUACUUGUAAAAGAUGAAGCAAUUCCCUGCCAUCGUUGUGUACUAGCAGCAUGUAGUGAUUUUUUCAGGGCCAUGUUUGAAGUUAACAUGAAAGAAAGAGAUGGUGGGAGUGUUACGAUAAGUAAUUUAACAUCCAAGGCAGUGAAGGCUUUUCUAGAUUAUGCUUAUACUGGAAAAGCAGAGAUAACAAAUGAUAAUGUGGAAAUGUUCUUUCAGCUGUCCUCCUUUCUUCAAGUUUCACUUCUUUCAAAAGCUUGCAGUGACUUUCUAAUUAAGAAUAUUGAUCUUGUUAACUGUUUACAACUCUUAUCCAUUUCUGAAAGUUAUGGCUCCACCAAGCUGUUUGAGCAUACACUUGAAUAUGCCCAACUCCAUUUUUCCUUGCUUCUCCAAUCAAAUGAUUUCUUGGAAAUGCAUUUUGAGAUACUGCAAAAAUGCAUAGAAGCUGAUGAGUUGAACGUACUAGAUGAAGAAUCUGUGUUGAAAGCUGUCUUUUGGUGGAUAAAACAUGACUUAGAAACAAGACAUAAAUAUCUUCCUCCUUUGAUGAAAAAGAUCAGGUUACAUCAGUUACCUGAAAAGACAUUGCAGGAUAUUUUGCACUCUGAGGAACAAUUACUUAAAACCACAAAUUGCUUAGCAGUAAUCAAGGAAGCAAUUCAAAAUGUACAGCGUUUCAGUGGGCUUUUCCCAGAUCCUCGCCCAUCAACUACAGAAAAAUACAUACUGGUUCAUAAAACUGAAGAAAAUAAAGUUAAUCAACAUACAUUUUGCUAUAAUAUUAAAACUGAUCAAUGGAAAGAACUGAUACACAUAAAUAUAUUUGAUCUACCUGGAUCAAGUUUAUCUAGUUAUGGUGAAAAAAUAUUUAUAACUGGUGGAUGUAAAGGUAACUGUUUCCGGACUAUUAGACUUCAUAUUGCUGGAACAUUUCAUGAUGCCACAGAUCAAACCUGGUGUUAUUGCCCAGCAAAUGAUAGUUUCUCAUUAGUAUCUGCCAUGAAGAAGCCAAGGACAAUGCAUACAUCUGUUGUGACUUUAAAUUGUUUGUAUGUAAUAGGAGGGAAGACCAGGGCAUCUCAGGAUAUCAAAAGCCUUUUGGAUGUUGAGGCAUAUAAUCCCCUGACUAGAGAGUGGAAAUCUAUGAGUCCAUUACCAAGAGGCAUCUACUAUCCAGAAGCAAGUGCCUGUCACAGUGUAAUAUAUGUGCUUGGUUCUGAAAUUGAAAUUACAGAUGCCUUUAAUCCAUCUCUUGAUUGCUUCUUUAAAUAUAAUGCUAUAACAGAUCAGUGGUCUGAGUUAGUAGCAGAAUUUGGGCAAUUCUUUCAUGCAACCUUAAUCAAAGCUAUUCCAGUGAACUGCACUUUAUACAUUUGUGAUCUUUCCACUUACAAAGUUUAUAGCUUUUGUCCGGAAACCUGUGUCUGGAAAGGAGAAGGCUCUUUUGAAUGUGCUGGUUUUAAUGCAGGGGCAGUUGGAAUAGAAGAUAAAAUAUACAUUCUGGGUGGAGAUUAUGCUCCUGAUGAAAUAACUGACGAAGUACAGGUCUACCAUAGCAGUAGAUCUGAAUGGGAAGAAGUUGCGCCUAUGCCAAAGGCCCUUACUGAGUUUCAUUGUCAGGUUAUUCAGUUUAAUAAAUUCAGGGAUCCGUGGUUGUAAAAGCAAUGUGAUACAAACGAUUAUACAUAAGUAAUUUUUCUUAUGUAUUUGUUUCUUAUUUCUUAUUUAUUUCAUUUGCUGCCCAUCUUAGCCACUAUAUGAUUUUAAGGUAACCAAAUAUAAGGGUGUCAAUCUACCAACCAGAUUUCCUCUUCAUUUUCUUAGAAUGAGGAUUGGUAAUUACUCCAUAGUUAAUGUGUUAAGACACAUGUUUUGAGUUUGGAUGGCCUGUGUUUAAUAAUUUAUUAAUUAUUAAAUAAAUUAUUGAAUUUGUAUUCCAACUGACUUCCAAUGAUUGGGUACCUUCCUUCCUUCUCUAGAUAAGCUCUGCCUAAAAGCUGGCUACUUUUAAUAUUGAGAGCAGUUUCUAAAACAAUUUUGUGGGACCAAGAACUGAUUUAAAAAUUACACCAGACAACUUGUAAUUAUCCCUCAACUUCUACAAAUUUAUUUAAAAUGGCAUCCAUAAGCUGAAUACAUUUCAGAUUACUAAUUUCAGGAAUAAAAAAUUAUUAUGGUAUAAAUGUGCACAUGUAUGUGUUUGUGUAUGAAUGAUUCAUAGUUUUAAUAGUGGGAGAAAAACAUUACAAUCUAAAACAUACAAAUUCAAGAGUUGUGUUCUAUGCAUCACAUAAUUGGCUGUUUGCUGUUAUGCUUGCUUUUCUUUGUGGGUAUAAAACUACAUUUUUUUCCAAUUAUGGUCACAAUUAUUAAUAUAUUUCAUGACCCUUUUUUCUAUUUUCUGUUUACAUUAAUAACUUCUGCAGCAAUUUCCUAUUGAGUCAACAGUUAUAAUUUGAAAACCCAUCCCAGUUUCUAAAAUCCCAGAGUUUAUUCCUAAAUAAAUAUGCACUUGAUUUGAAGGAUUUUUCAUCUUAAAUCUAAAGAAGAAAAUUCAGCUGUAUUGGUGCAAUAGAAAUACUGAUUUAUUACAAGUUCUUUCCUAUUACCACCAAGUUGUUUUUUCAAUAUAAUCAUUUCAUAAUUGUAAUUACUGAAUUUCAACAUAUUUUCUUUCAUUACUAUCAAAUACUAUUAAAGUUCCACUAAAUCAUUGCCAUUUAUUUCAAAUGUUAAAUUAUGCUUCAAUUUAUUUUGGGGGGAAAUGAUUGAAUUAUUGAAAUCUAUUUUUAUCCUAAAAGCUAGGCCAUUGUUCCUCAAAUUAUAUAGUCAUUAUAACAUGGACCAUGGAUUGUCAAUUCUCCAUGCUGCUUAUGUACCGUUCAUUCCAUGUGCUGAAAAUAAGUAGGAUUAUACCAUAUGUUGUAUAAAAGAGAAAUAUAAUUUGUUCUUGGAGUCUUUAUUCUCAAAUAUGGUCUUGAAUAAGUACUGCUGUCCCCAGAUGUUCCUGAGAAAACAUCUUUCAAGGAAUUAUGCACAACAAAAUAAUUUAGGAAUUAAGAUAGAAACUAAGAAUGUGAUAAUGAGUGUUAUAUUAGAUAUAGCUCCCAAGAAUUUGGACUUGUUACAUAGGUUGUUUAUUCUUUUUUCAUGACAUCAAAAAAGACUGAAAUUUUUUUUACCAGCUUUUAAGCAGUAGUCAAAUGGUAGUUAAAUUAUAGCUCAAAAAAGAAAAACAAGAUCACAAUAUAUUGUGCACAAACAAUUGGUCUUGAUGGCUAUGGUAUAUGUCAAUGAAUUGCAUGAAAAUAAAUCUUAUUUGCACUUAUAACCAUAUUUCAAUUAUACAAUUAUUGUACAGUCAAUAAAGGUAUGGUAUGAUGCAAUGAACAUUAGUGUAAUGUAUAUAGCUUCUUAUCAUCUUGAGCUUUUUUGAGUUAUCUACUAUAAUCAAUUCAAAUGUAACAUUCAAAUGUACUGGUAAUUAUUUUAUAUAUUACUUUAUACAAAUAAUGGCUCCCAACCUUUUGGGCACCAGGGACCGGUUCUGUGGAGAAGAGUUCCUGUGCAGACCAGAGGGGUGUAUAAUUUUGUGUGCUGCCUGCAUCCCACAGAUGGGGCUUCAUUUGUUUGCGUAGUCUGAUUUUUGGCAUGCCAUAGACUACAGACUGCGGGUUGGGAACCCCUGCUUUAUACUGCUAUAGCAAAUUUAACCAGAAAAUGAAACAAAUGUUGAACCAAAGCCUGUUUUGUAACUAGUAUCUGAGCAAAUAAUAUCCUACAAAGCAACAUGACAACAUGGAUUUUAUUAUUUUAAAAAUCUUGACUAACUGAUAUUUAAAAAGCAAAUAUCUAUUGUUGGAUGUGACAUAGCAAUUUUUUUGAACAGAAAAAUGGUUAAUAGUUAUAAUCUCCAUUGAAGUAUACUUACAAAUGCACUAAUGAUUUACAGAAAGAUAAAUAUAGUUUAUUGUUAAAUUAUAAAUCAGAUUCCACUGAUGGGAUCUUGAUUUAAAGUUAAUAAGUUAAUUUACUUUGUGGUGAGUACUAAAUACGAGAUUGACAGUGGAAAAACCAAAUUUUGAGGUGUUAAUGAUUUUUUUGAAGUUGCCAAGGAAGGCAAAAAUGAAUACAUUGGAAAGAUACAUUUCAAAACUCCUGUGUAAAUUGUGUG
Notechis scutatus (mainland tiger snake) is the source of this 4628-nucleotide messenger RNA. It is a transcript of the gene KBTBD3, whose product is annotated as kelch repeat and BTB domain containing 3. Gene Ontology annotation, molecular function: protein binding. NCBI's taxonomy places the organism in Eukaryota, Metazoa, Chordata, Lepidosauria, Squamata, Elapidae. The record is from RefSeq and is a predicted model, not a curated record.